This is a messenger RNA of Drosophila busckii, 1043 nucleotides long. It is a transcript of the gene EloB, whose product is annotated as elongin-B. Gene Ontology annotation, cellular component: elongin complex; VCB complex. NCBI's taxonomy places the organism in Eukaryota, Metazoa, Arthropoda, Insecta, Diptera, Drosophilidae. The transcript is spliced from 4 exons. The record is from RefSeq and is a predicted model, not a curated record. Bases 341 to 697 code for a protein of 118 amino acids. Gene Ontology annotation, biological process: transcription elongation by RNA polymerase II. Gene Ontology annotation, molecular function: protein binding.
AAAAAAAGAAAAAAAAAUUGCGUUAGAAAUUGUAAAAACUGCGAAAACGUACAAGUGCAGGCUAUUCGAAAGGCAGUUGUACGCCAAAAACAAGGAGAAUCUUUGCCUAUGCCAUAGUCCUAUAUACAAAGCAACUAAGAUUGCGCUGCAGCGAGUGAUUGUUGUUGGAUUGGUGUAAGCAGCAGCAGUAAACGAUCGAACGACUCUACGACCGCCAAGGAAGCGCCCUCCCGCCCUCGCAACGCCCAGCAAAAGUAGGCAACGACAAUAACAAAACACAAAUCUGUAGUAGCUUGGAAGUAGUAAACAAAAGGAGACUAACAAAACUAAACUACUAAACAUGGAUGUUUUCAUUAUGAUCAGAAGGCAAAAGACAACCAUAUUUACGGACGCCAAGGAAAACACAUUGGUUCUCGAACUGAAACGCAUGAUUGAAGGGAUUUUAAAAGUGGCGCCUUCGGAUCAACGAUUAUACAAUCAGGACAAUGACAUCAUGGAGGACGAUCACACGUUGCAGGACUACGGCGUUACGGUAUCUACGGCAAAGGCGCAAGCGCCAGCGCAAUUGGGUCUAACAUGCAGGAAUGAGCUGGGUGACUUUGAGACACUUGAUAUCACACCAUAUUCAGCACCACCAGACUUACCAGAAGUAAUGAAGAAUCAAGAGGCCUCAAACGGACAGGAGCAGGUCGCUUAAGCCGAGAGCAGAAACAUUUACAACAACAAAAGUCACCGUUGCUGCGUGGGAAACUAAAGUAAACUCCAUCAGAGAGUCAUAUUUAGAACACCGCUCGCCGGCCGUCUAUUCACAUCAAGUCAAAGUCAACUCUCUCUUUAUACUUCGCCUGGUCACACACACAACCGCAACUGAAACAACAACAAAUUCAACAUCAGCAAUAGCUUAAUACACAAGUAUGCAUUUUUUCGUUGGUUAUAGCCAGGAACUGUUUAAUUAAUAUGAUAAUACAAAAUUGUAAUUUGGCGUAGGAUUUAUUGACUUUAUCCCUUUUGUUUGUUUAUGGAAUUUGUACGAAUUUGUUUAA